UAUGUGAUUGUCGCACGCGCCUCUGGUGAGAAGCCUGGAUACGGCAUACUGGGCCCCGUGAAAGAUGAGAUUCUGAGCCGCGUGCCGGACUCUACAGCCACGGCGGUUUCCUACCCGGCCACCAUCACAGAUCCGCCGUACACAGAGAGUGAGCCGGAGGGCGUGGGCAACAUGACGGAGUUGGUGAAGGCGUAUGGUGAUGCGUGCCCGGAUGGUCGGAUGGUGUUGAUGGGCUACAGCCAGGGAGCACAAGUUGUGGGCGACGUCCUCCUCGGAAACAAGAUUGAUUUCUUCCCGAUCACGCAGCCGAUCGACGAGAAAUACCGCAACCAAGUUACGGCUGCAAUUCUGAUGGGCGACCCGACGUUCGUCAAGAACGAGCCUGUAAAUGUGGGCAACGCAACCAACGUCUCGACAUUCCCACGUCCGAAUAACGACUGGGAAGAGUUGGGCUUGGUCGGCCGUGUGCAAAGCUACUGCGAUGCACGCGAUUACUUCUGCGACCGCGGCGACAGCGUGGAAAUUCACGUCAGCUACAUCGGCGAGUACGGCACUACGGCGGCGGACUACGUUGUUGGCAAGUUCAAC
This is a messenger RNA of Pseudovirgaria hyperparasitica, 588 nucleotides long. Its product is annotated as cutinase. The transcript is spliced from 2 exons. NCBI's taxonomy places the organism in Eukaryota, Fungi, Ascomycota, Dothideomycetes, Acrospermales, Acrospermaceae. The record is from RefSeq and is a predicted model, not a curated record. Gene Ontology annotation, molecular function: hydrolase activity. The annotation marks the transcript as partial.